AUGGCUUCCGGAAGCAGCUCUCCAGCGAGCGAUGGUUCCAGCAGGAUCUCGGAAUCGGAACCAGAUUCUCCGAUCUUGAAAAUGUCUGAUGACAGUUAUUUCCAUGACCUGAAGGUGGUGAUCGGAUUACCUGCGGUGGCUGCUGGUGGUAAAGGUUUGAUGGGUAAAGACGAUAUGGGUAGCAAAGAUGGCGAUGGGGUGUUGGCGCCUGCAAAUGAAGGGCAGCAGUGCAUCGGGAGGAGCAAUGAGUGGUUAAUCUGUGGGUUUUGUACGGAUCAAGGCAAACGAAGGUAUAUGGAGGAUCGGUAUGUGAUUAUGCCGACGUUUCUUUCCCUCCGCUGUAAUACAUUCGGUGGUUGUACUGCCCCUCAGUGUGAAUAUGCGUUGGAGAUGUCUCCGGUUCACUACUUUGCCAUUUUCGAUGGCCAUGGUGGUUGGCAGGUACGUAAAUAA
This is a messenger RNA of Lactuca virosa, 453 nucleotides long. The record is from the annotation of a GenBank genome assembly. Lineage: Eukaryota; Viridiplantae; Streptophyta; Magnoliopsida; Asterales; Asteraceae.